This is a messenger RNA of Phytophthora sojae, 1236 nucleotides long. RefSeq lists its product as hypothetical. Gene Ontology annotation, cellular component: nucleus; cytoplasm; cytosol. The coding region runs from base 19 to 1086 and encodes 355 amino acids. The transcript has 3 exons. The record is from RefSeq and is a predicted model, not a curated record. Gene Ontology annotation, molecular function: arginase activity; manganese ion binding. Lineage: Eukaryota; Oomycota; Peronosporomycetes; Peronosporales; Peronosporaceae.
CUUCCUCACUGCUGCCCGAUGCUCGGUCGUGUCUCCUCCUCCGUCCUGCGCCGCGUGGAGCAGCGCGACAUCUCCAGCUCCGCCCUGCGCCAGUGGGACCAGGUGCGCCCGCACAUCCACGCGGGGGAGCACCGCAACGCGCUGCUGAGCCUGCCGCACGCCGUGUCGGUUAUCGGCGCCCCCAUGACCUACGGCCAACCGCUGCUGGGCACGGACGGCGGACCGGAUCUGCUGCGCGAGGCGGGGCUGCACAAGACGCUCGUGGACUUGGGCUGGUCCGUGGAGGAGAUGGGCAACCUCAACUUCGUGGCGCCGUCCUUCAACGACCCCGCGCUGGACCCGCGCUACGGCAAAGCCAAGCAGUGUUUCCCUGUUGGGAAUGGAACGAAGCAGCUCUACGAAGUCUUCAAGCAGAAGUCUGGGGAAGGAAAGUUCUGCCUGGUGCUGGGAGGCGACCACACUAUUGGAGCUGGCUCGCUAGCGGGAUUGCUGUCCGUGCACCCGGACGCUGGAGUGAUCUGGGUGGACGCUCACGCGGACAUCAACACGCCCGCGGACUCGGACUCGGGUAACAUGCACGGCAUGCCUAUCGCGUUCCUCAUGGACGGAAUGGUGGACAGCUCCAAGGUCCCGGGCUUUGAGUGGCUCGCCAACGGUCCCAUCAUGAAGCCCGAGCAGCUCGUGUAUGUCGGUCUGCGCGACGUCGACAAGUUCGAGCGCCGGAUCAUUCACGAGAAGGGGAUCAAGGCCUUCACGAUGCAGGACGUGGACCGCUACGGCAUUGGCAAGACGAUGGAGAUGGCACUUGACCACCUCUGCGGCAAGAAGCAGCGUCCGCUGCACAUGAGUUAUGACAUUGACGCAGUGGACCCGUUGGUGGCUCCGUCCACGGGCACGCGCGUGCGUGGAGGAUUGACGUGGCGUGAGGCGCACUACGUUGCUGAAGCCGCGGCGGAAACCAACCUGCUCGUCGGUCUGGACAUGGUUGAAGUGAACCCGACGCUGGCGCCGGGCGACGGUGCCCAGAUCACUGUGGACAUGGCGCUGCUUCUCAUCUCCUCGGCGCUUGGCAACCGCAUUCUGUGAGGCGACGGCAGCUGGUGCUGUCCUUACAAUUCGCUACAAGGGUGCACGUUACCGUGUACACUUAGCGCCACUCAAGUAGACAAUGGAUAAACAUGAACAAACGCUUUCUACGGUAUGAUAGUUGAAAAGAGAGAGGAUUGAUGCCCCGUG